This is a messenger RNA of Orbicella faveolata, 2701 nucleotides long. RefSeq lists its product as uncharacterized. Lineage: Eukaryota; Metazoa; Cnidaria; Anthozoa; Scleractinia; Merulinidae. The record is from RefSeq and is a predicted model, not a curated record.
GACGACCGUGUUCAGUGUUGGGCAAGCGCAUUAAAUUCGAUCCAAAAGAGAGAGAGAGAGAGAAAAAAAAACAAGGAGCCAAAAGAAAUUCCUUUGAAUUAUUGAAUAUAAACCCAGUUAAAUUACGCACCCGCUCUCUAUACUUCUAGUUAAUUGCUUCUUUAUUCUUGGACAGCGAUCGAAAUAUUCUUUCCAUUAUUUAUUUGUUCUUUUGCGGGGUACUAAUAGUUACAUCGUUGAACGCCGCGCGCAUGACGCGUGACGUAAAUUUUCGAAAAUGAUCUCUUUAUGACGUUGAGUAGGUACGGCAAUAUUCCAGACUAUAACAUCGCUAUCUCGUUGGUCUCGUGGUCAUGUCGGACGCAUCCUUUCAGGCAACGCUGAAGUUUUCGGAGGAGCUGCUCUGCAGACCACCAAAGCAAAGAAACGAGGACGAUAUAUUACGAAUUCUUCCUUGGAUUCGACACAAAAGUCCUUUGUUCAAAAAUCUGGAAGACGAUAAUUUAGUCUACGUAAUAAAACAUGUGGAGUUUAUCAAGAUAAAGAAAGAUCACGUGAUCGUACGACAAGGAGAAAAAGGCAACUGUUUCUAUGUGAUUCUCAAGGGAUCGGUGUCAGUUUAUGCCAAAAAAGAAGAUGAACAUCAUAGCGAAUACCAUCCCCACCACGACAUGGGUGCGGUUCGUAGCACCCAAGAGAGGCUAGCGUACUUUGGAACAGAGCUGGGCGCUCUUAAGAGCGGCCGAAGCUUUGGUGAAAUGGUUCUGAUGAGCGACAAAAAAGAUAGAAACGCCACUGUCAUCGCUGAUGAGCUAACCGAACUGAUUAUCAUAAAUGAGGAGUUGUACAAGAAAUCUUUCAAUGUGUACAAACUUGAGUGGAAGAAGAAGUCUAACUUUGCCCUAGCUUGCCCUCUGUUUAGCUCUUGGCCAACAGCGCUCAAGGCACUGUUGAUUGAAAAUCUUAAAAUGCAUAAAAUUCAGUUUGGAAAUCGUGUGGUGGAACAAGGGUACCCUUGUAACUCGGUUUAUUUCAUCGAGAAAGGUGCAGCGAAGGUGUUGUCUGAUCCGCGAAAGUGCAAAGAACAGUAUGAAACUUUGAAUCCGAAAGGACGAGAGAAAAAGUUCGGCGACGAGGAAGAAAAGAUUGCGCUCAACGCGAUAGAAGAUCUUGUGCGGCCUUUGACCGUCAUCGAAAAGCGUCGUCGGCGAUUGGAGCAUGGGUUCGUUGCCAUGGAGACCAGGCUCCGUCAACGUGAAAUACAAGCCACAACUAUUGGACCAAAUGACGUUAUAGGAGACGUGGAAAUGAUUCUGGAUAUCCCAGAGUACUGCACGAGCGUAGAGUGCGUUGAAACUUUAGAAGUGUAUGAGCUUGAUAAAGGGAGCUUUCAACGUCUUAUAGCUCGGCGCAGCCCGGAAACGCUGGAAUUACUGAGGAAAGUUGUGGUGACAAAGCUGAGACUCCGUGUUGAGAGAUUUAACGAGAUACCACUUUUCAAAUAUCUGCUCGAGCGCGCCACAGAUUUUCCAAAGAAAGAUACAAUAAAAGCGAUAAGGAAAAAUCGCCAUCAACACGACGCUAUAAUGAGACCACUUAUUCGCAAAGGACAAAGGAAUUGGAAAGCUGUAAAGGCGAGUGUGUUUGUAGGAGGACAAACACUCAACAAAAGAGAGAUUAAAAACAAGUUAGAAAAGAAAGCAGAAACUACUCACAAGGAAAAAGAGCAAAACUCCAGGUGAGGAAUAAAUAUGUAAUUUUUUUUUUUCACUGAGUUUUACAGGACCUGAGAGAACCAGAAGAGAGUGCGUUACCUGUUCUUAACAAGGAGGAUUGUGUGACGUGUAUACAAGGAAAGGUGGCCUCUGAUAGCCAUACUAAAAAAAAAAUUACUUUAAUUUUAAAACACCAAGAUUCAAUAUUUAAUUGAAGAUGAUAUUUUAAAGACCAGUUUGUAUGCAAUAGAAUAUAAACAUAAAUGCUGUGACUUAAGUAUCAGAAGAUCAUCCUCUCUGAGCCGUUCGACUGAUAUGCAGACGUUCAGGAUUAUUGAAUUUGAAUGCUCACUAAUAUGUUAAUUAUGUCCUGUGAAGGGAUUACACAUAUGUCGGCUCUGCCAUUUUUGAUCAACUUGUAAUUAUCUGAGCUGUGGAGGCGCGGUGGCCUCAUGGUUAGUGCGCUCUACUCCGGUUCGAGGGGUCCGGACUCGAGCCCUGGCCGGGGACGCUGUGAUAAUUGUGUUCUUGGGAUUACCCCCAACGAAUUUUAAUGCUGGGGGUAACCCUGCGAUGGACUAGCAUUGCAUCCAAGGGGGAGUAGAAAUAUUCCUAGUCACUUCGUGCUACGGAAACCAGCCUGAUGAGCCACUUGGCUCGUAUUCAGGCUUUACCAUUAUCCGAGCUAUUUCUGCGUGACCAGUUAGCCGAUGCCUCUCUUAUCUUUGUUGUGCGCCUGUUGAUCUGCAAUUCUCAAGUGUUGCUCAAAGUGCUCACAUUAAAGAUUGACCAAUAGACUUAUUAUCCGUUAAAAACAGUUAAUCCUUUACUUAACACCAAAAGCCUUUUCUAGAAUAUCUUGGAGAAUAUCAUGGAGUGCUCCUUGCUGUGGACGUUGAGAAACUCCUUUUGUAUUUGCAAAGAAGGAAGCAUUUAAUUAUAUAAAAGUGUCAUUUUUUAUUGCCAGUAAUAAUUUACUUGCUUCG